GCAGCGGCUGUGGCGGCUGCGGCUGCAGCGGCGGCGGUGGCUGUGCCCGCUGUGCACCCCCCUGCUCCCGCGCGUACCCCUCCCCAGGACAAGGUCUCGGCGUGCGCUUAUAACUGUCCGUGACGCGCGGUGCGGCUCAGUCCGUCGCCCGCCCGCGCCGCCGCACAACGCCCGCACCUGCGCCAGGGACAGCCCCUUCCCCUCGGAGUGUCCCUCGCGUGGCCCCUCGCGCGCCCCUCGUGGGGAGGAGUCCUUCAUCUCGAGGAGCAGGAGUUCCCUUCAGGAGUUUGUUGUUUGCCUUUGAUCACUACUGACGGCCUGUUGAAGAUCCACUUGUGCUUGGAAGAGUUCCUUCUGCUCGGCGCGCGUGUGCCUCCGUGUCGUGCGUGCGUGCGUGCCAAGGGAGCCGAAGGGCGGACCCGCGGGUGUGCAUCUCCUACAAGUGUCACAGAUGCCGUAAUCGUUAGUGCAAGCGAUCGGUGGACGCGUGCGGAGUGAGGCUCUGGCCGCGUCGAGUGUGUUUGCCUGUGAUCUAACUUUGGCUUUGAGCCUGACUUUGGCCGCGAAGGAAGAAGGACGCGCCUCGCUCGAGUGACACACGGACGGACGGACGCAAGCGCUUGUGUCUUGUUGCUUUGAGGAAAGGGAAAAAGGGAAAUUGGAUCUACUGUCAAGGCAUCGGUAGUCAGCAUAAGCAAAAUGGAGUCUCAGCGAUGCCUGUUGGCACUGGCACUUAUCUGCCUAGCUAGUGCCAUCACCCACGCCACCACACAACAGAUCCACGAGUCAAUGAGUACAGAGGAUCUCCAAAGAAUAUUCCACGUGGAAACGUCAGAUCAAGUCCCAGCCUACGACCUGGUGCGGCUGCGGUCCCGGCUGCGGCGAUCUGCGGACGGCGACGAGGUGCGGACGGUCCACCUGCGGGCGCUGGGUUCGUCGCAGAUUCUGAACCUGCGGCCGAACGUCGACCUGGCCCGCCGCGUGCCCCUCUUCUUCGCCGACCGGGACCACCUCGAGGGCGUCGCCGUCACCCCCACGUCGCAUGCUGUGGACGUGGGAAUUCCGCACCAGGACGAGCAGUCUCUGGCGGCUGUCAUGGUUGCACAUCACCCAGUCACGGGAGCUCUGACAAUGGACGGAACCGUCGGCGAGGACCUGGUCAUCCGGCCUCUGCCGCCCACGCUGUACCACCUCGCCGAGCCCUCGCCGCCCACCCCGCCCGAAAGCCCGCCCGCGGGAGGGAGGCCCCGGGAGGAGGAGGUGUCCCUCAACCAGCUGACGCCUCCUGACGACGAGAUCUUCAUGGACGACCUGGAGGAGCUGGAGGACGAGAUGGUGUUCGACGACGGACUCCCGCUCGACGGGGACGACAUGGGCUCGCUGCUCGACCUCCGACCCAGAGGGAACGCCACUCUGCCCGAGGGCCUGACGCUCCUCAGACGAAGACGCGGAGCCGAGACCGAGGGCUUUCACAUCGUGUACCGAAGGAGCAGCCCAGGGGUCGACACGGACUACGCCAUGAUGGAGUUGGACCACAUUCCCGCCCGCAGCGCAGACGCCCGCCCUCGCCGUAAGCGCAGCGCCCCUUAUAUCAUUUACCCCGAGAUCCUCGUCCUGGUCGACUAUGAUGGUUACCUUCUACACGGGCAGGACAACAGCCAAAUCAAGAGCUAUUAUGUGUCCUUCUGGAACGGAGUCGACCUGCGCUACAAGCUGCUCAAGGGACCGCGAGUCAAAGUGUCCAUCGCCGGAAUAAUUAUUUCGAGAAGCCGCGACGCCAUGCCCUACCUGGAGAGGAACCGCGUGGGGAGGGACGCGAUCGACUCCGCCAGCGCCCUCACCGACAUGGGCAAAUACCUUUACCAGGAGCGACGUCUCCCCACCUACGAUAUAGCCGUCGCCAUUACCAAAUUAGACAUGUGUAGACGCCAAUUCAAAGGGGGGGUUUGCAACAGGGGUACUGCAGGCUUCGCAUACGUGGGCGGAGCUUGCGUCGUCAACAAGAGGCUGCAGAAGGUCAACUCCGUCGCCAUCGUCGAGGACACGGGCGGCUUCUCGGGGAUCAUCGUCGCCGCCCACGAGGUCGGCCACCUCCUGGGCGCCGUGCACGACGGGUCCCCUCCCCCCUCCUACCUGGGGGGCCCCGGCGCGAGGAGAUGUCGCUGGGAAGAUGGCUACAUUAUGAGCGACCUCCGACACACGGAAAAGGGCUUCAGAUGGUCUUCUUGCUCCGUGGAACAGUUCCAUCACUUCCUUAACGGCGACACGGCGACGUGCCUGUACAACCUGCCGCACGAGGACGAAUCUCUGCCGCGCGUCCUGCCGGGGAAGCUGCUCUCCCUCGACGCCCAGUGCAGGAAGGACCGCGGGACGUCGGCUUGCUUCGUGAGUGCCUUUGCGAGUCCACGGUGGAAUAGAUGGGACCGUAACAGAUGGAACGACCGCAAUACCACCCCACAGACGACCACCACAACCACAACCACAACCACCACCACAACCACAACCACCACGCCCUCACCCCCCAAGAGCCUCAAGAAAAACUUUAUAGAUUCAGUGAAGCCGAAUAGUGAUAAUGAGUGCGAGGACCGCAUCGCCAACAUCGCGGGCAGCCUCACGUGCCAGGAGUUCCUCCGCUCGUACGGCUUCCGCUACUGCGGCCACCGAUACAUCCAGAAGAACUGCUGUCGCUCCCAGAAGGAGAUGUGCCGCGGGGCCUAGGAGGGCGUGGGCGCGGGCGCUUGUUUAUCCCCCGGCGUGUGGGUGGGUGGGUAGCCUGAGCCUGGCCGCGGGCGUCGCUAGGCUCGUCCGUCCGUCCGUCUGUCUGUCCGUCCGUCCGUCUUUCUGUCUGUGUCUGUCUGUCUAUCCGUCUGUUUAUCUAGACCACCAAGACAGGACUCUCCCGCCCUCGAAGGAACUUCCCGAGCGCCCUUGGCACUUCCGCCCGCCCGCGUCCCCGUGCUGGGCCUCCUCCGCCCGCGAGUGGUGCUGGCGAUGGCCGCAAGUGCAGCGUGACUGCAGCGUCAGGUCGUCCGGCAUUGCAGAGCGGUUGCAGGAUCAGGUCUGUUCCCCCUCUGGAGGCGGCGGCGACUUGCUGGCAAGACGGCGCCGCUGGGAAGCAGAGAGGGAAGGGCGGGCGGAGUGGGCGCCGGCUGCCAACGCUGCCUUCGCUGACAGGCGUCGCCACGACCCCUGCCACCAGCCGCGCUUCUGCUGCCACCACUUCGAGAGCCUGUGACACCGCUGCUCCGGUCUCCGUGGCCAAGCCUCUGCGGAACCAUGAUUUCGGGCCUAAAUUUAGUCAAAUGGCUUGGCUUUAUUUGUAAGGUGACAGUGAUUUUGAAAAAGAGAUGUAGACUCAGUGAAAUCCUCAGGCAACACCAGUAUUGUGCAACGCAAAAUUGGAAAAGGUUAUAGGUGAAGAAGGGCUAUAUGAGCCCAGGAGUUGACACGUAAAAAAACAGGUUAAGGAAAAACAUACAUAC
Molecule: messenger RNA, 3482 nt
Organism: Penaeus monodon (black tiger shrimp)
Lineage: Eukaryota; Metazoa; Arthropoda; Malacostraca; Decapoda; Penaeidae
Exons: 16
Coding region: 700-2718 (672 amino acids)
Biological process (GO): proteolysis
Molecular function (GO): metalloendopeptidase activity
Source: RefSeq, a predicted model, not a curated record